AUGGGAUCAGUGACUUCAGGUGAAGGGUAUUUGAGUCUCACACCAGAACAACAAGAGAGCAACUCAAGUUCUUCAUCGGUUUUACCGUUAUACAAAGUUGGGAGGGUUUUGUAUCGGUACCCAGUUCCGGCAUGGUCUUCUUAUUUCUCCACAACCUUCACUGUCAGGAUUUCGGCUUUCGCAAAUACAACUGGCUCUGGAGAUGGAAUGGCAUUUGUUUUUGCUCAGGAUAGUAGUCCUUCUCCUCCUGAUAGCUAUGGCUCAUUUCUUGGACUCCUAGACAGAUCAACAGAAGGUGGGGUGAUUAAGCAAUUGGGAAUUGAGCUAGACACUUUCAUGAACCAAGAGUUCGAUCCAGAUGACAAUCACAUUGCCAUUGACACAACAAGCAUUAUGGACCCAGUUGCAAUACAGAGUCUCACCAGUUCAGGCAUCAACCUCAAGAGUGGAAGAGACAUCAAGUUCAGUAUUGAGUAUGAUGGUUGGAACCAAAUCCUCCAUGUUUCAGCUGGCUACUCUGAGAACCCACUAGUCACCAUCUUAAACCAUUCAAUCUCCAUGUUUGACAGUACUGUUCCGAGCUUCGUCUAUGUUGGUUUCACAGCCUCUACUGGAACUCUGCCUGAGAGCCACCAAGUCCGGGAUUGGGUUUUCACCUCCCUUAAGUUGCCAAAUCCUAGUCCUCCUGGGAAUGACAAAGUGCAUAAGAGAAAGACCAGGAACAUUUGGCUUGUUGAUGUGCCUGUUUUUCUAUGUGUGUUGGUUUUGAUUGCCUUUACUUACCCUUUGAUAAUGAGAGUUGUGAAGAGAAAUCACUGUGGUGGGAAUGAGAGAGAAGACAUAGAAAGCAGGACAAGAAAAGCUGUAAAUGCCCCUAAAAUGUUUAGUUACAAGGAAAUUUCAAGGGCCACCCAGAACUUCAGCAAGGAAAAUCUGAUUGGGGCAGGUGCAUUUGGAGUUGUAUACAAAGGCAUCAUACCAGAUGACAUUGAUGUUCCUCCUAAAACUAUUGCUGUCAAGAGGAUCACAGCAACCUCCAAACAAGGGGAAAGGGAGUACUUUGCAGAAAUAUGCACAAUUGGGCGCCUAAGGCACAAGAACAUUGUACAACUCCAAGGCUGGUGUAACGAAAACGAAAAUCGUUGCUUGAUCUAUGAAUUCAUGCCUAAUGGGAGCCUCGACCGUUACAUUGGAAAGGGCAUCCUUGAUUGGAAAACAAGGUACAAUAUCUUAACAGGUUUGGCAUCAGCAUUGCUGUACCUCCAUGAAGAAUGUGGCACCCCUGUGGUACACAGAGACAUUAAACCCAACAAUGUGAUGUUGGACUCUGAUUACAACGCUCAUCUAGGUGACUUUGGCCUAGCAAGACUAAUGCUACAAGAUCCCGAGUUUACGAUUCCCCUAGCCGGUACUCCCGGGUACUUGGCCCCGGAAGUGCUAGGGUUCGCGGGAAAAGCUACCCCGGAAUCGGAUGUCUAUAGCUUUGGAAUGGUGGUGCUAGAAGUGGUGUGUGGGAGAAGAUCAAAGGGUAUCUUCGACGACUAUAGUUUAGUAGAAAAUGUAUGGAAUUUGUACGCGAAAGACGAGCUGCUCGAGUGUGUGGAUCAAGUAGUGUUUGAUGGGAAAUUUGAGGAAGAACAAGUGAAGAGGACAUUGAUUGUUGGCCUUGCUUGCUUGCACACAGAUUUUACGCUCAGACCAAAGAUAAGGAAGGUGGUGCAGAUUUUGAUGAACCCAAAUGAGCCUCUACUGGAUUUGCCAGAUACAAGGCCAAGGCCUAGUGCAGUAUAUCUAUCAGUAUCUUCUUCUGCUCCCAGAACCACUAAUUUUGACUCUGCUACCAUGAUGAUAUAG
Messenger RNA from Fragaria vesca subsp. vesca, 1854 nucleotides. RefSeq names its product probable L-type lectin-domain containing receptor kinase S.5-like. Lineage: Eukaryota; Viridiplantae; Streptophyta; Magnoliopsida; Rosales; Rosaceae. The coding region runs from base 1 to 1854 and encodes 617 amino acids. Gene Ontology annotation, cellular component: plasma membrane. The transcript is spliced from 3 exons. Gene Ontology annotation, molecular function: carbohydrate binding; protein kinase activity; ATP binding. The record is from RefSeq and is a predicted model, not a curated record. Gene Ontology annotation, biological process: protein phosphorylation.